Messenger RNA from Salvia hispanica, 515 nucleotides. Its product is annotated as MICOS complex subunit MIC10-like. Lineage: Eukaryota; Viridiplantae; Streptophyta; Magnoliopsida; Lamiales; Lamiaceae. The record is from RefSeq and is a predicted model, not a curated record. Gene Ontology annotation, cellular component: mitochondrial inner membrane; mitochondrion; MICOS complex.
AGCAACCCUCAAAAAUCGAACUUGAUUCUUGAACAACAGAAUUUGGGGAAAAAAAGCUGUGGAGAUUUCUGAUCGAUAUUCUGAAAUGGCGGACGGAAGCAAAGCGGAGAUACCUGCGAAAUGGGAUGCGUGCCUCGAUUUAGGCCUCCGUCGUUUCGUCUACUCUUCGCUCGCCGGCGCCGUUUCGGGUUUCCUUAUCUUCCGGAGUCCAGCAACACGGUGGGCGUCUAUAGCUUUUGGUGCUGGAGUGGGGAUAGGUUCGGCUUACUCAGAGUGCUCUCUUAAAUUUGACGAAUCUCCCCCCAAAUUGACUUCUAAUGUAGCCAGUACUCCUCUACCUGAGGGUGAUGAGUGAAGUUGAGAUUGUUGGGCAUGCUUUCUCAUUUGAAACUUCAGUUUUCUUCUUCAUUGGUUGUUCUAAUGGUGUAUUUCCUGGAGACCGUUUGGCUACUAUAUCUCACUCUAUGAUGUGUUACAUAAUUUUUUGUUAUGGAAAAUUGUCAUUUGAAGUACAA